This is a messenger RNA of Mangifera indica (mango), 675 nucleotides long. RefSeq lists its product as uncharacterized. The transcript has 2 exons. Lineage: Eukaryota; Viridiplantae; Streptophyta; Magnoliopsida; Sapindales; Anacardiaceae. The record is from RefSeq and is a predicted model, not a curated record. The coding region runs from base 1 to 675 and encodes 224 amino acids.
AUGGAUCCAGUAACUGUACCUAUUUCACUUCAUUCGCAUGCUUCUUCUGUUCCUCUAUUUAAUGGAUUAAAUUUCUCUAAUUGGAGUGAACAAGUCCAGUUUCAUUUGGGUGUUUUGGAUCUUGAUAUGGCACUCCAAAAUGAGAAACCUAAUACUAUUACUAAUGAAAGUAGUGAUGAUGAAAAGACUUUAUUUAAAGCUUCGGAAAGAUCAAAUAGAUUAAGUUUAAUGUUUAUGCGAAUGACAAUUGCAAACAACUUAAAGUCAUCUCUUCCUAAAACUAAUGAUGCUAAGGAAUUUAAGAAAUUUGUGGAAGAACGUUCUCAAACUGCUGAUAAAUCACUUGUUGGUACAUUGAUGAGUACUUUGACUACUAUGAAAUAUGAUGGUUCACGUACUAUGCAUGAUCAUGUUCUAGAAAUGAUAAAUUUAGCAACAAAAUUAAGGACUCUAGGAAUGAAUGUGGAUGAGUACUUCUUAGUACAAUUUAUACUUAAUUCUUUGUCUCCUAAACAAUAUGGGCCAUUUCAAAUGAAUUACAACACUAUAAAGGACAAGUGGAAUGUUAAUGAAUUGACCAAUAUGCUUAUUCAAGAGGAGACAAGGUUAAAGAUUCAAAAAACUCAUUCUGUUCAUCUUAUAAGUCAUCAAGAAGCUCGAAAGAAUUCUAAAUGA